Messenger RNA from Megachile rotundata (alfalfa leafcutting bee), 10068 nucleotides. RefSeq names its product protein tyrosine kinase 2 Fak (gene Fak). NCBI's taxonomy places the organism in Eukaryota, Metazoa, Arthropoda, Insecta, Hymenoptera, Megachilidae. The record is from RefSeq and is a predicted model, not a curated record. Gene Ontology annotation, molecular function: protein tyrosine kinase activity; ATP binding. Gene Ontology annotation, biological process: signal complex assembly; protein phosphorylation. Gene Ontology annotation, cellular component: cytoskeleton; focal adhesion.
AGCUAUAAUAAUUACAAUUUGUCAAUUAAUAACUUUGCAACGUCCAUCGUGAAAAUUCUGAAAUUUAUAAACAAUCUGUAUUCAAGUGUAUGAAAGAUCAUCAGGUUGUACGAGUUUCGAUAGAAAGCCAUUUGACGCGAAAUUGCCAUGAGUUUCGGUAAUUAAUAACGUAAAGACAUCGAAUAGCGUAGUAGACAUUCUGUGCGUCGUUCAACCGCAAAAAUCGUACAAGCAAAGAUGAAAUCGCGUUUCCCCCUGGCGUGAAAUCGAAUUGAAUCGAAUCACCAUAAUAAUGCAGGGAGAGCUUUUGAAAAGUUUGCACCCAGAGAGAGAGGUCGAGGUUCCAAGCAGUCUCCUUCGGAGCGCUUGGAUAUCCAGCUGUUAGAAUCCUCGGAACCGCGGAACAGGCGUUUAAACAAAGGAGGUUGGCUUCGUUUGAAGAGCAGCCAAUGGCAAUUUGCGUGCAUAAAGGCCUUUGAAAGUUCCUUGGAAAUUCGUGAAUGAAGAAGCAGCGCCGCGAGCCAUUGGACCAACAGAGACGGAACAGCUUCUUUUUCGUGGCUGUUACGCCGGUGCGAUGGUAACGGGCUAACCAUGGCGAAAUUGCCAUCAUCGACCUCGUACUCUUCUGGUCUUGCUAACCGUUGCUAAUUGGCGCUAUUAAAGUACACUUCGCUACCGUCAUCUCGUUACAUUUUAUAACUUCCAAUCCUUCCGAUUACUUAUUUAUUUAACACCGUUCACCGUGGCGGAAACCACUGCACGAUCGAGACAAAUUAUAAAAAUUUCUGAAAGUAGAAUUUUACGUGUUUUACAUUAUUUAAAGCGUUAUUAUUUCUAAAGAUGAAACGCGCAUUUAUCGUUAGGAUGUGGUUAGGCAGGAAGCAUUUCCUCGGUUAUUGCAGUGCAUGUAUUCCGAAGAUUAUCUUGGACUUCUCGACAGAAGAUUAAUUCGUCACGGAAUGAAUCCGCCGUAACCUCGAGCUUAAUCGCGUUAAGUCGUUUCCAUCGAAAAUUGAGUUAUUCUAUCGAAUCAAAUCGGCUAUCGAUACAGGAGCAAUAAAGAAGAAUCUUGCCGCAAUUAGCUUCCUUAUCUCGGCAGUUCUGACGAAGUUACCAUGUUCGUUAAACGCGGAGAUUCACCUGGGAUAGGCCAAUUAAUUUAAGGGUUCAUCAGAGUAUACUCGACCAGACAAGGUUCCUGUAUAGCCAGGUCCCAUAUGGCUCAGCAGCCUCGCAGGCUCAAAGGAAGAGUACGUCGUAACCGAUAAUGAAAAUCGUUCAAGUUCCAUAAAAGUGGCCGUGCGUUCUAUUACCACGAAACGCGAACAAUCUGAAAUAUUAAAUUUAUUAUCGUUUCUUGCGCCAUCGGUCGUUGGACCGUUGAAAUAUGAAACGGUCCUAAAAUAGAUCGACGCGAACAAAAGUAUGAACGAUAGCUUCCUCUACAUUUUUCCGCAACAAAGAAGAGCGAUCUUUGCGCUCGAUUGUACGCGUAGUUCGCGACAAAACGGUUAACCACGGUGCUUCUAAUAAAUAAUCUCGCGAUCGACGUCUCCAGGCAGUCUGUCCGUCGACAUGGAACACCCAAUCACCCACCAGCAACCCGUUCGUACAGGAAUUGCGCCAAUGACGCGAUUUUUCAGCCUCGUCCCACGCGAUUACGAGCUGCCAAACACCGGCACGACUCACUUGAAAAAGAAGAUAAGAUCGAAUAGGAUAAUAAAGGAUAGGAAACGAGAGAAUGUCAGGUUGUUCGUUCGAAACGUUGAUCAGUUUCUGUUCGACGACGAGCUCGCGAACACGCGCGCGUAUAUAUACGUACUUCGUAUUUACAUCCGUCGACGAGUUACGAGGAUGAGCAUCCUCGUCUCUAGUGAUUCGACGGCAAAACUAGGACGUGACGAGUUUCAUUUCCAACGUUCAAUUUUCGUCGUUCCAUUCUGAAAUUGAAACGCCGUUUCAAACUUGUCCAAGAUGAAAAACUCUGAAAGCGCCUUGCUCGAACGACGUUGAUAGUCCUCCAGUUUAUUCUUUUCGUCGAUCGUUAAAUGUAACGUUAGAUAUUUCGUCGCAUUGUAUCGAGUACAAGUUGUACAACUUUUUCAUUACAUUCUACGGUAGCAGAGAAAAUAGAGAGAGACCCUAACACCUAAAAAAGUAACAAAAGUUGUCCGAAUAUCGUAGGUGCCGAAUCCACGAAAGCGAUUAAUUUUUCGUAUUCUUUCAUUUCUACCCACAAAGUUUGAUAUUUUAACUUUGGAGCACCCUCCACCUUAAUACCAGCCAUAAGAACAUAUGGAAGAGAACUUGAAGCUUCGAGGACCACCUAACGAAAGUUGGAAUUGCAACUCCAGAAAGUUAAAAUCUUAUAGUUUCCUCGAGGAGGAUAUACAACCGCGCGUAAUUGAAUUGCAUCGAACGAGAUCCAAUUCUAUCAUUUCGACACGGUUCCACAUCACGAGGAUCGUAUCGAACGACGUAUCGAGUUACGGCAUUCGAUGCAAAAAUGAUCGACAGACGAGUAGACGGUGAUUAUGACGAGACGACUCGAGCGUGCAGAGUUCACCGAUGUAUCCGUAAAUCGAUCCAUCGAUCGAUCAAGGGAUUUUCUUUCGGUCGUGAUCCCAGAAGCGUGGACGUCUUCUCGUGAAGAUCACUCGCUAAAGUAAUCAAUCGAACUUGCGGUGUUCUAUCGUAGCUUCGUUCGAGCUGUUCCCCGAUAAUGUUGGAGCUGGUGGAACGCAAAGCAAAUGGAAUUUCGUGGCCAAGUUGUCGUGGUCAAACUUUGAACACGUUCGCGAAGGAUCCAAAAGGGAUCCUCUUUCUCAGGCGAGACAAAGGUUGUCCGCGUGAGAAACGAUGGAGAAAGGAGAACGGAGGGCUGUUGUGCUCUCUUGGUCAGCUAGGGUGCAACGAGUCCUACAGUCCGGACACCUUGGGCACGUGGAAGUUCCACAAGGUGUCUCGAAAGAGCCAUGAGGGGAUGAGCACUGGCGUGGGAGAUGGAGGUGGAGGUGGUGGUGGUGGUGUACAGGGAAGCGGAGGCGGAAGAAACACGCCGCCCCAUGGAUCGCCCACCCCCAUGGAUAAAGCGACUUUGAAAGUCCAUCUUCCUAACGGUGGUUUCAACCUGGUUAAGUUCGGUGACGCGAUCGAUGUAAAGGGUAUCAUCUCUUUGGUAACCAGUCGAUUAGCUGUUGGCACGCGACACUACAGACAUCUCUACGCUAUGAGGCUCUAUCACCCUGGAUCGGGGGAAAGUUACUGGUUACAUCAAGACACUACCAUGUACCAGGUUCAGGAAAAGUACGAAAAGAAACAUCCCCAUUGCGAGUGGAGGUACGAGUUAAGAGUGCGAUACCUGCCACAGAACCUGAACGAUUUGUACGAAAAGGAUAAAGUGACAUUCUAUUAUUACUAUGAUCAGGUUCGAAACGAUUAUUUAUGCGCGAACCACUCGGCCUUAGACCAAGACGUAGCGGUUCAAUUAUGCUGUCUUGAAAUUCGAUAUUUCUUUAAAGACAUGCACCAGAUAGCACUCGACAAGAAGAGCAAUCUCGAGUACCUAGAAAGAGAGGUUGGUCUGCACAAGUUUUUACCCCGAUCCGUGUUAAACGGAAUGAAACCAAAGGCUCUACGCAAAUUGAUACAACAGCACUUCAAGAAGGUGGCAGCGUUGUCUGAACUAGAAUGCAUGUUCAAAUUCUUCGACCUGUUACGGGCGCAUUAUAGAUUCGACCAAGAGAGAUUUAUAUGUGCUUUGGGGUCAAGCUGGUCAAUACCUGUAGAACUAGUCAUUGGACCAGAUUUAGGAAUAUCUUAUAUGGCACACAGAGGUGGAACGGUGCCAACGAGGAUGGCAGAGUUUUCUCAAAUACAGUCUAUUCAGACCCUCGUAUCGGACUGUAAGGAGCACGCAAAAGCCUGUAUUAAAUUGAGGGUAGCUGGAACAGCCGAAACGUUAAGUAUAACCUGUUCGAGCCUGGACCAAGCAGAAAGCCUUGCAGAUCUGAUCGAUGGAUACUGUAGGCUAGUUACUGGAAGUAAUACUUCGUUAUGGAAUAGAAAAGCUGCAUCGUGGAAAAACUAUCCCUGUCCAUGCAAAGAUGCUCAUCCACCAAAAUAUAGGCAAGAUGGAGGCUCAAAUAGUCCAGAGAAAAAUGUGAGCAAAACUGGAACUAUUUUGUCGGAAGAUUAUGCAGAGAUUGUAGACGAGGAAGGAGAUUACUCGACUCCUGCUACCAGAGAUUAUGAAAUAGUAAGGAACCAAGUGGAACUGGGUGAAAUUAUCGGAGAAGGUCAAUUCGGUAAUGUACAUAAAGGGUCUUACAAAGGAAGGGAUAACCAAACUAUAGCAGUAGCAGUGAAAACCUGCAAAGUCGACGCGGAUCUCGCUACAUCGGAGAAGUUCCUCGAAGAAGCUUAUAUAAUGCAGCAGUUCGAGCAUCCUCAUAUUAUAAGAUUGAUCGGAGUAUGCUCAGAAGCACCAAUUUGGUUAGUGAUGGAAUUAGCUAGGUUAGGAGAGAUGCGAGCUUACUUGCAAUCGAAUAAACACCGUCUGGACCUCGCCACGCUUCUACUAUAUACAUUUCAACUAAGUACUGCCCUAUCUUACCUCGAAAGCAAGAAAUUCGUCCACAGAGACAUAGCUGCUAGAAACGUGCUAGUUUCUGCGCACAAUUGCGUAAAGUUAGCCGACUUUGGCCUUAGUAGAUGGGUAGAGGAUCAAAGCUACUACACCGCGAGUAAAUGUAAGUUACCUAUAAAGUGGAUGGCGCCUGAAAGCAUAAAUUUUCGAAGAUUUACAACGUCUUCUGAUGUCUGGAUGUUUGGUGUAUGCAUGUGGGAAAUCUUGAUGUUGGGUGUAAAGCCAUUUCAAGGCGUGAAAAACAACGAAGUGAUUCGCAAACUUGAAAAUGGCGAACGACUCGCGCUACCAAAUCACUGCCCCCCACGAUUAUAUUCCUUGAUGUCUCAAUGCUGGAGCUACGAGCCCAGCAAACGACCGACGUUCAAAGAAAUCAGAGAAACUCUGCAUGAAAUAUUGCUAGAAGAAAAACAUCAGCAGCAAGAAACGAUGAGACGAGAAAACAGGAGAGUACAGGCCAUGUCUUGGGGCGCAGACGAUGUACCACCGCCGAAACCCUCGAGGCAACCACAAAACGCGACGGAUCAGUCUCAACUAACCGCCGUAGCACCAGUUUCGACGUAUAUCGUUGCUCAAAGUCCUGAAGUUCUUGCACAACUUCUCAAGGAUAAUCAAAGCAGGGGGGUAUGUCCCUCCGUGUACACAACUCCCGCAUCGCCCUUUAAUACCUUAGCAGUGCAGUUCCAAGACGAAGAUCAAGUCUUAACCACUGCCUUAGUUUCAGAUCUACCUUUUUUCGAUCCAGCUGUCUCCGAACCUUCCGCCUCCCACGACACUCAUUCAGGAGACUCUACCUUAUCCGAUACGAAUCUAGACUCCCUCGAAUCCUCGGACACUCCUCUCAUGUCUAGCCUCGGUAUAUCAGAGACGGCGCAAGCCCAAUCACCUGCUGCUAACAGAAAGCAGCAACAAAAGGUUAAAGAGAUGCAAAAUUUAUACGCGGUUAGUUCGAAAGUGGUCGGUAGCGUUACCGGAGAUCUUUACUCUCCCGUGCAAAAGUUCUCCACGUCUAGCUCUAUCCCCGUCACAACUACCGCAGCUAGCUGCGGCGAAAUAUACGGACCAGUCGCUAAUUUCACACAGAGCUCCGCUAUCGUUGGUAACCUUAGUCAAAGUCCUAGCGUGGGCGGUAACUUCGGCGAGAAUCCCGGAAACUUUGGGCCUAGUAGCUUAACAAAUAUCGUAGGGUCGAAUACUCAGAAUCUGUCCGGCAAUUGUGGUCAAUUCUCCUCUAACGUUGGUCAACCGAUAAGUCAGAACGUCAGCUGUUCGCAAAGUUCUGCUGGCGUGUAUCCUCGUGCGCCUAUCGUUAGCUCGACCAAUGCUGCCAUACCCACGUCAGCCGCGGAAUGCCUUUACGGUCCUGUCCUAAAAUUCCGGGCGCAAAACAUCCAACAUCAAAACGUGUCCGACUUCGGUGCGUCUGCUGCAUCGUGCAUGCCAAAUCAAAGGGGCAACUUGGUGCACACUUCCACUUCCGGGCAAAAUCUGCAAACCCAACCAUUGCACGCUCAAAACUACCAACAUCAGCAAAUAUACUCGAACAUCAGCCACCUGGGAUCGCAGCCAAUGUACUUGCCGCAGCACGUGCAAAACAUUCAACGCCAAAAUACCAUUCAUCAAGCAGUUUCUUACAUCCCCGCGCAACACGUCAGCCAGCAAAGUCAAUCGAGCGGCGCCAACCAACUUUAUACGGCCCAUGCGACCUCCGUCGGGCUGGUACAACCUCUGAAAGUUCAGGGUCCCGUGUACGCGCAACAAAUGCAGCCUGGAAUGGCGAGUCAUGUGCAAAGUUCGCAAGCAACGGGCGUGAAUCAGCAAUUGUCCUAUAAUAUGGCGCAAAAUCACCCUGUCCAAGUGCAUUUCACUUCCACGUCGGGAGCUACGGUUCAGCAGGCUAACCAGCAAUACAUUCAUCAAAGUAACGUCGUUAUCGGACAGCAAGCGAGUUCCAUUAAUGUCACGCAACAGCUUGGUCAGGCACAAUGUAACGUUACCAAUCCGACUACCAGCGCAGUAAACGUAACGCAAUAUUUAGCGCAACCGCCUCUGCAACCAGGAAUCGUAAGAUCCAGUACGCCUCAGAUAGCGACUGGCGUAGCGAAAAUUACUACGUUCGUAACUCAUAAACAGGACGAACAAUUGACAAGCUCUACCGAUGGUACGCUGUCCGGGUCUCUGAUAUCAUCCGCUGUCAGUGAUAGCACAAUGUCAUCGAGCAGCUCGAUGACAGAGGAGGCUCAGCAAGAUCAGAGAACCGUACAAUCGCAGCUAUUCGACAACGCUACGGAGAACUUUAACAGCGGCGUGGAUGAUGAACAAAAGUUGCUAGAGCAGCGACUUUUGGAACAACAACGUCAGUCUGAAGAGGACAGUCGUUGGUUGGCUAGAGAAGAGAAACGUUUAUCCAUUGCAACGAGUGGAGACGAAAGUGCCAGUCCACCAGUUCCACGUUCAGUGACGCAGUCACCAAAUCACGAGCAACACAGUGCUAAUACUGGUUCUUUAGGUUCUGACAAAGGCAGCGAGAAAGUAAUCGUUGUAAAGAAAAUGGAACCAACACCUACUGCAGAUUUAGAUAGAACCAAUGACAAAGUGUAUGAUUGCACUACCAGUGUUGUGCGGGCUGUAAUGUCCCUUUCUCAAGGUGUUCAGCAGAGCAAAGCAGAACAAUACUUGGAGUUAGUACGUAAAGUAGGUAUUGAACUGAGAGCAUUGCUUUCAUCUGUAGAUGCACUGAUGGAUAUAUUACCUAUAUCUGCUCAUCGUGAAGUAGAAAUGGCUCAUAAGGUACUUAGCAAAGACAUGGCAGAGCUUGUAACAGCUAUGAAACAAGCCCAAAAAUAUAGUGCAACUACUUUGGACGUAGAAUAUCGGAAGGGAAUGUUGUCAGCAGCACACAUUUUAGCAAUGGAUGCAAAGAAUCUGUUAGAUGUAAUUGAUUCGAUCCGUAUUCGUUACCCAUACGUGGAUAGUCAAAUUUGUCAGAAGCAAAACAAUAUCGCACCAAAAGAACCUACACAGGAAAGUCGUAUUCGUUCCAGUCAAUCUGGAGAACAAUUUCUAAGGAGAAGUCAGUCUAGCGAGCGUCAGGGUACCACCUUCAGGCAGAGUCAAAGCGGUGAACUUUUACAUAAAAUGGGUCAGUCCGUCGAUCGAUCGUUUCAGGGUAGUCAAAGUGACGUUAAUUCCAGCUCUAGUUUAGAAAGAAGACAUCAUAUUGUUACUAACAGCCUCGAACGCAAUUCAACGACCAGAAGACAAAUGACGACUAAUAGUUUAGAAAGAAAACGACCAUCUUUGUCGUGUAAUAUCAGUCCUAUGAAUAAUUCGGUUAAUUUGCCACCAAUGGUACCAGUUACUUGUAAUUUAGUCCAAACGGUUCAUCCGAGUCAGACAGUGACAACAGGUGUUAAUCAACAGUCAGUGUUUGCAUCUAAUAACAAAACAACAAAUGAAAGUGCGACAACUGAUAGCUAACAACGAGGUGCCUUGCAUUAAGGAAAACUUCGGAAAAAUAUUUGUAUAUACAUAGAUAACGUCGUGCAAGUUACCCAUCUACGUCUCGCGCAUAACUCAGCAACAAGAGAUUUAGUAUUUGCGCUUUAUAGCUCUUUUUAACAUUUAAUAGACUUUGUCUAAACGUACUUAUAGAUAAGACAGUAUUCAUUAGAUGUAGUGAUAGAUUAUUGUUAAGAGGUGUAAGUUAUAACUACGAAGAAAUCACUCCAAAGCUUUAGAACUAUUGUUAAUUUGUUAUUGUAUAACGAAGCUGUACAUGGGGUGACGCAAAAGGCACCCUCAAGCAUAAAGAGCUGUAUACAAUUCUCAUUCGUACAAACCUAAUAAUCGUAAAAUGAUACAUUUUUAUUUCCUCGCGCAUGCUUAAAUAUUAUUUAAAAAUAAUUACGCAGAAGUCAUAAUUACAAGGCCAUGACGUAUACGACCCAUUACUAUAGAGAUUGUCUUCUUGCAUCACCCUAUAGGUAGUUGAAUAAUUCUCUUUCUCUCUCUAUACAUAUAUAUAUUAUAUUUAUAAAUGUAUAUUUAAAAACGGUUAAAAUUAUUCCCCAAAAAUUUAAUUUCGUGUAAGACAUAAUCUUACGGUAAUAUUGUUUUUACAAAUUCGUAAUUUAAUAGUCUAUUUCCUGCUAUGAGGAGUGAUUGCAAUGUAAAAAACGGGACUGAAUGUUAUUUCUAUUAGCUAAUUAUUUAGCAAUUCAUACCAAUUUGUGAAAUUUAUACAGACUGUUUUAUAAAGAAACGAAUCAUUCUUCAAUGGCAAGUCAGUUCCUAUAAAAUAUUUAUAAAAAAUUUCAUCUUUGCAUAAAAAUACCACUGGUAAAUUUGCCAAUGCGAUGCGCUCAUAAAACUAGUGCAUUUACAAAUCUAUUAAAUAUUCCAUAGACGUAAAGUAUUCCUUUUUUAUACGAUUUGUUACAUUUUAUGUUCUUCGACAAAUUUUAUUUCGUAUAAAAUUAAGAUCCAAGUUAUUGAAAUGAUCCUUUACAUCCGUUAAGAAGGUUUUUGCAUUGUCCAUUAUGUUACAGACAUUUGCAGUUUCAUGGUAACGUGCCAAGACAUACUUGUAUACCACAAAUACAUUUUUUUAUAAAUGCAUUGAGAAUAUAUAGUGAUGAACUGUCAUCCCGGGACUUUGUAACUCGCAUUUACAACAUUUGACACUGCUAUUGCAUCGAAACCGUAAAACACUUUUCUCUUCGAUUACAUUUAGCGUAUGUAAAUAAAUAUUUAAAAUUUAUAUCAUUUAAUAGUGAUGUUGAUAAUUAUGUAAAUGUUACUUUUUAGCAAAUGUUAUCUUUUAAAUGUUAUCCUUUAAAUUGCAUUAAAAUGUUCGACAAAUUUUUUAUUUUCAAUUUUAUAAUGUACUAACAUUUAUACAGUCUCGACAUUAUAUCAUUUAUUAUAAAAAAUAUUUUUAUUUUUUCAAUUUUUUUCUAUUACAUAUAAUUCUUGAAAGUACAUCCUAACAAAUAUAAUAUUUGAUAAAAACGCUACAAAAUUUUCAGAGUAAACUUAUAACUUUUAUGUCAUAGUAAUUUUGCAACUAAAUUUAUAUUCAAUUUUUUAUUGUUAAUUAUUCAAUGAUUAAAUUGUUUGGCUACUGUCAUAUUGUAUAAGAUUUUGCAACCAGUAAUGGAAGAAUGAACAUACGAGCUAUUUAUUAUUGUUGCUAUAACUAAUUGUCCUUUGAAAUAUAAUUGCAGUUUUUCAGAAAAUAGAAACUACUGAAAUAAAGGCAGUCCACCAUGAUCAACCGUGUUAUUGUUAUUAAUUAGAUGAUGGAUAAUAAAAAUAAACAAUGUGUAAUGAUAUUUAAAAACUAUUUAUAGAACGGUGUAAAUGUAACUAUGUAUUACGACCUGAAGCAAAAUAAACAGCGAGAAUGAUUUCAA